AAAUCCCUAAUUUUAUCCUAAUUUCAUUACACCCACCAACAGGAGAAAGAAAAAGAGAAAGGGAGGAGAACAGAAAUCAGAGGGGGAGCGAUUGAAGAAGAAAGGAAGAAGAAGAAAGGGAGAAGAGGGAAGAGACGAUGCCGGCGGGGCUGGGCGCAGCUGUUGCCGUUGCAGAGAAAAGAAGAGACGCACGAGAGAGAUUAGAGUGAGAUCGCAGACCUUCCAUGGAGAAAGAGGAAAGCGCGCGACGGAGAAGAGGAAGGAGGGAGUCCUGUCGUCGUCGUUGUUCCCGUCGCCGCUGCUGCCGUUGAUCGAGACCGUCGCCGUCCCGGUUGAGGCCAUCGUCGUCACCAAACAGGGCAGAGAAGGAGGGCGCAAACGGGAGAGAGAAAGGGGAGCUCUGCUGGAGCUCUUCGCCGAGAUGCUGCUGCCUUCCACCACCGCGAGAUAGAGCCAGCCUUCUGUUCUUCUACUGUCAUUGCGGUUGCCUCCCUUGCAGAUGGAGGAAGUCACCGGAGAAGGGAUUGUUCUGUUCUGCUUCUGCUUUUAGUUUUUCAUUGAUUGCCGGAGUCUAUGGGGCCAUGAAUGUUGCCGCCGGAGUCGUCGAAAUUGUUGCCGCCAAGAGCCACCACUGCUAUACCUUUACCUUGGUACGAAGAAAUUACAACGAAAUUAUAAUCAUUGACUCUCGUUGGUUGGCGUAACAAAGGGUGAGAGAGUUAUUGGGUCAAUUAAUGAAUGGGUCAUGCAGAGACGAAAAGAAAGAGUGGCAUCCAUCUCAGAUUCGUAUACAUUUUCUCGAGACGUAGUUGUCAUCGGAGACUACGACUUCACUCCACACGCAAGAGUCUUGGUCUUUGAACGUAAACUUUGGGUUCAUUAUUAUUCCAUUAUGCUUCUUCCUAGAAAGUAACCAUGAUUCAUGACUUGUUCAUGAUAAGUAUGUAUAUAUAAUGUGAUGGAGUGAGUGGAGUGAAAGGCACUAACAAAUUAAAUAUCAUCAAUAAUAUGUUUUAUUAUAUUCCACUGAAAAUGGGAAUUAGAUACCAAAGUGUUACUGCAUGCGCACUAUUGGUACUUGUGAUGGUAAUGGCUGAAAUUGCAGGCAUUUCUGCAAAUUCAAGUACUCUCCUCCACUCUCCAUGUCUUGAACGAGAGAGGCAAGCUCUUGUGAAGUUCAAAGCAUCCCUGACUGAUCCAUUUAACAUGCUUUCCUCCUGGCAUGGCCAUGACUGUUGCCAAUGGGAAGGGAUCGGCUGCGACAAUGUUACUGGUCAUGUUGUCAUGCUUGAUCUCGCCUCUCCUUACGAUCAAUAUUUAGAAGGUGGGAAUGUUAAUUCAUCGCUGCUGGAACUGGAAUACUUGACUCAUUUGGACUUGACUGGAAAUGAAUUCUAUGGGAGUCCCAUACCGAUGUUCAUUGGUUCUAUGCAAUGCCUCAGGUAUUUAUCACUCUCUGAUGCUGGUUUUGGCGGGAAAAUACCCAGCAAUCUUGGAAAUCUUACCAACCUCCACUUUCUUGAUCUGAGUUGGAAUGAAUUUUCAGAAGAUAGCAACAUCAAUUGGAUUUCUCAACUGUCAUUGCUGGAGCACCUCGACAUGAGCUAUGCUCAGGUUAAUAUUAUUAAUCUCACCAUCAUUGCUCCUAAACUUCAAUUCCUAAGUCUUGCUGCCAAUGGACUUAGUGUGUCAAAUUUGGAUGCUUUACAAAACCUGACAUCUCUUAUGCAUCUUGAUUUUGGUGGGAACAAGCUUACUUCAAUUCCAUCUUGGUUUGGCAACUUUAAAAAACUUGAGUAUCUUGAUCUUUCAGGGUGUGGGCUUCAUGGUCCAAUUCCAAAUGCUUUUCAAAAUGCAACUUCUAUUGAAUUAUUAAACCUUUCUGAGAAUAAUUUUGACUCUCUUCCAUCUUGGUUUCACAAGUUUGAAAAACUCGAGCAUCUUUUUCUUUCAUCUAAUAGCUUCCAUGGUACAAUUCCGGAUGCUUUACAAAAUAUGACUAGCAUUGAGUUCCUUGACCUUUCUGACAACUCUUUCACUUCAGUUCCAUCUUGGUUUGUUGAGUUAAAGAAACUUGUCUAUCUCAGUCUUUCAAGUAAUAAAUUAAGAUAUAUGGAAUGUUCCAUUUCAUCCAUUUUAAAAAAUAUGUGUCACCUGAAAAGGUUAUAUAUAGGAGGAAGCAACCUCCUAACAGAAUCCAUUGGAAACAAUGAUUUGUCUACCUGCAUUAGACAUGAUUUGGAGGAUCUUGACUUGAGUGAAAAUAACUUUAAUGAUUAUUUGCCAUCUUGGUUAGGACAACUUGAAAAUCUAGGCAAUCUCUAUCUCCAAGAUAAUUUUUUCUAUGGUCCCAUUCCCUCUUCUUUUGGAAAAUUACUGAAUUUGAAGAAUUUAUAUUUGUCCAACAAUACAUUAGAAGGGAACCUUCCUAAUUUCAUGGGACAACUUGUAAAUUUACAACAUUUUGAUGUCUCAAAUAAUUAUUUAGAGGGAAUUAUUCCUGAAAAUCUUGGAAAACUUGUAAAUUUACAAGUUCUUGAUGUCUCAAAUAAUUAUUUAAUGGGAUCCAUUCCUUCGAGUCUUGGUCAACUAAUAAAUCUAACGAACCUUGAUUUGUCAAAUAAUUAUUUAAAAGGAAUCAUCCCUACAAGUCUUAACCAACUUGUAAAUCUUAAUCGGCUUGAUCUUUCAAGGAAUAAACUAGAUGGGAGAAUUUGUAUUAAUUUUCAAAAACUUGGGGUUCUAUCAUACUUGGAUCUAUCUUCAAACAAUUUGAAUGGACCCAUUACAGGGGAAGAAAGUUGGCCUUUGUUUAUCCCAGAAAUGGUGUAUUUGAAUCUCUCCCAUAAUCAUAUCAGUGGCUCACUUCCUGAACAUAUUGGUCAUAUAAUGCCCUCUUUGGGGGACUUGAUCCUUGGAAAUAAUCUCAUAAAUGGUUCAAUUCCAAAAUCAUUGUGCCAAGUUGAUUUGCAUAUCCUUGACCUUUCAAAGAACAGACUAUCUGGUAAAAUCCCCAUUUGUUGGAAAGAUAACAAAGUAUGGGAAGAAAUAAAUUUGUCAUCCAACAAACUCUCAGGGGAUGUUCCAAGUUCAUUUGGGAAUCUUUCCUCUCUAAGAUGGUUGCAUUUGAACAAUAACCGUCUUCAUGGAGAGUUUCUAGCAUCUAUGACAAAUUUGCCACAUUUAUUGAUUAUGGAUCUCGGAGAGAAUCAACUUUCUGGCACCAUCCCAUCAUGGAGUGCUAACACAUUUUCUUCACUACAAAUUCUAAGAUUGCAGCAAAACAUGCUGAGUGGUAGCAUUCCUUCACAGAUAUGUGAACUAUCAUCACUUAAAAUCUUGGACCUUUCUCGCAACAAUUUAAAUGGUUCAAUACCUCGCUGCAUAGGCAAUCUUCGAGGAAUGACUUCCACUUUGUCUCCUACUUCUCAACCCCACUUUGUACGAGUAUUUGAAUGGGGUUGGGAAGCUGAGGAUGUUAUAGAAGCCAUGAAAGGAAGAGAACUUGACUACAUAAGAAAGCUUGUAGUCAUCAUGGAUUUGUCCCAGAAUAAUUUGGUUGGCUCCAUUCCAAAAGGAAUAACAUUGCUCAAUGGUUUGCAUAGCUUGAAUCUAUCAAACAACCAUUUGAUCGGAAAGAUCCCUUACAUGAUACGGGAUAUGACAUCACUUGAAUCCUUUGACGUUUCAAGUAACCAACUCUCGGGUACAAUUCCAAGCAGCAUGUUAGAUUUAAUAUUACUAAGUCAGUUAAACUUGUCAUACAAUAACUUCUCUGGCCCAAUUCCUACAGAUGACCAGUUUUCAACUUAUGAUUCAUCGAGUUAUGCUGGCAACCCAUAUCUAUGUGGAUCUCCUCUACCCAACGAAUGUGGUCCACAUCAAGUUCCUGGGAGCAAUGAAUUUGAAGAUGAAGACAGACCGACCAAAAAAAAAGAUGAAUACAGCAAAGCAGAUAGGUUGGAAAAGUGGUUGUUUUACUUUGUUAUUGCAAUUGGCUUUGCAACUUGGUUUUGGUGAGUUAUUGGGACUUUGUGGUUUAAUAAAACUUGGAGGCACGCUUACUUCAGAUGGGCGGAAGAUUUAGCCGACGAUCUAUGUCACAACUACAAUAAGAAGUGGAUGAUGAUGAGAAGCCUUGUUGCUUGAUCAUGUAUUCAUGUGUGUUUUUAUUUUUAUUUUGAAGAAUCAAAGGUGGAAAUAAAUUAAGGAAAGUGAAUGAUGUUUGAUGCAUGUAUGAAUGUAUGUGUAUGCAUGAAUUUGUAAUAGAGAUUGUCAUUUGAUGUUUAA
Messenger RNA from Arachis duranensis, 4290 nucleotides. RefSeq names its product receptor-like protein 52. NCBI's taxonomy places the organism in Eukaryota, Viridiplantae, Streptophyta, Magnoliopsida, Fabales, Fabaceae. The record is from RefSeq and is a predicted model, not a curated record. Gene Ontology annotation, molecular function: protein binding.